AUGGAGAAACAGAUUAGUUUUCGAAUGGGAAAGAUGGAAAAACAGCAGAGUUUUCGUGUUUCUGCUAUGGAGAAACAAAAGAGCUUUCGAAUAGCCAUGGGAAGACAGAUGAGCUUCGGUGUUGACAGAAAGAAACCCAAAGAUUCACCAGGAAAACGUGGGGAUUCUAUGCUUCAUCUCGCUUCUAGAGGAGAAAAUGGACACUCACAUAUCGUAGCACAGUUUCUGAAACACCUCGAUCUUCAAACCGCAUCAAUCGCCGCCAACAAUGGCUACGAUCCCUUUCAUAUCGCCGCAAAGCAAGGACAUUUAGAAGUAUUGAGGGAGCUUUUGAGUUCUUUCCCGAAUUUAGUGAUGACGACGGAUUCAGCGAAUUCGACUGCUUUACACACAGCAGCUGCUCAAGGACACACAGAUGUUGUCGACUUGCUUCUUGAUGCUGAUUCAAAUCUUGCGAAAAUAGCCAGAAACAAUGGGAAAACAGUGCUUCAUACUGCAGCAAGAAUGGGUCAUUUGGAAGUUGCGAAAUCUGUAUUGACAAAAGAUCCAAGCAUCAGUUUCAGAAUCGAUAAGAAAGGUCAAACUGCUCUUCACAUGGCUGUAAAAGGUCAAAACAUGGACAUGGUGGUUGAGUUAAUCAAACCCGAUCCUACUGUUUUGAGUUUAGAAGAUAACAAAGGGAAUACCGCUCUUCAUAUCGCCACCAAAAAGUGUCGUACUAAGAUUGUGAAAUCCCUGCUGUCGUUUGAGGAGAUCAAUGUAAACGCAGUCAACAAAGCGGGAGAGACGCCAUUAGACAUAGCAGAAAACUCGAAAGUGUCAGAAAUGGUGAAUGUUUUACGUGAAGCAGGUGGCGCUCACUCUAAAGACUUCGGAAAGCCGCCGAACGCCGCCAAGCAACUGAAACAGACGGUGAGUGACAUUAAACAUGACGUUCAGUCACAAAUCCGGCAGACAAGACAAACUGGAUUUAGGGUUCGGAAGAUUGCAAAGAAGGUGAAGAAGCUUCAUAUAAGUGGUCUCAACAACGCAAUAAACUCCGCCACUGUGGUGGCGGUUUUGAUAGCCACCGUGGCUUUUGCCGCCAUUUUUACAGUUCCCGGGCAGUAUGCGGAGGAGAAAAGAGAUGGGUUUUCUCUUGGGCAAGCAAAUAUAGCGAAAAGUGCUGCGUUUAUUAUGUUCUUUUUGUUUGAUAGUUUGGCGCUUUUUAUAUCAUUGGCUGUGGUUGUGGUUCAGACAUCGAUUGUGGUGAUUGAAGAGAAGGCAAAGAGACAACUUAUGUUUGUGAUUAACAAGCUUAUGUGGUUGGCUUGUUUGUUCAUAUCGAUUUCUUUUAUUUCUCUUACUUAUGUGGUUGUGGGAGCUCAUGAGAGGUGGCUAGCCAUUUAUGCAACUGUGAUUGGUGCAACGAUUAUGCUUGCUACAAUUGGGUCGAUGUGUUAUUGUGUUGUGAGGCAUAGAAUGGAGGAGAAGAAGUUGAGAAACAUAAGGAGGGCGGAGACGAAUUCACAUUCUUUUUCAAUGAUGUCUAUGGCUUCGGAUCCUGAGAUUUACAAUGAGAAAUACAAGAGGAUGUAUGCUGUGUGAAAGGAAAUCGAUUCAUGGGUUGGAGAAACGAAGGUUGUUACUAACUAUUAGUUUUGAAUCAAGAAACACAAGAAGGUGUAGAACGACAUGUGAGUGUCUAUAUCGUUGUGUAAUGAAUCUAAUCAUGAGAUGAACGUCUAUGUUUGUAUAUAUAGUUGAUACUACAACUUCAUUGCAGGGAAAGUUGUAUAUUCUAUAUUCUUUGCUUUUUUGAAGUGAUUCUUAUAUCAUGAUUGUUUAGAUUAUGAAUUAUUGUAACAUCCCCCACAUAUUUUAAAUGACGAACCCGAAGAAUCUAGAAUAUUAUAUGUAUGUUUUUA
Messenger RNA from Lactuca virosa, 1907 nucleotides. Lineage: Eukaryota; Viridiplantae; Streptophyta; Magnoliopsida; Asterales; Asteraceae. The record is from the annotation of a GenBank genome assembly.